This is a messenger RNA of Postia placenta MAD-698-R-SB12, 492 nucleotides long. RefSeq lists its product as hypothetical. The record is from RefSeq and is a predicted model, not a curated record. Lineage: Eukaryota; Fungi; Basidiomycota; Agaricomycetes; Polyporales; Adustoporiaceae. The transcript has a single exon. The coding region runs from base 1 to 492 and encodes 163 amino acids.
AUGGCAGACCUCCCCCGUCUUGCGCCAUCAGGCGUACCCGCCCAUGCACUCACAGUGAAGGUGAACGGCGUGUACCGUCUCAUGUGCAACUAUGCACCUGAGCGCGGCAUGGUAAAGAACACUCGUGUGCUCAUCCGUGCGCUUGGCAAACGUAUCAUUACUGUUCGUAUCCUUCGGGGCAUAGGCGGCGUCAGCGUGGUCGAUCCGGAAGACAUCUUGAUCUCGCGCAUCUCUUUCACCGCACUCCUCGAAACGGGACAUACACUUGUCCGGAGACAGUUCCCGCUGGCGCCUGCCUAUGCGACGACGUUCAAUAGUUGUCAGGGGCUUACAUUGGAUGUUGUUGGGGUCGACCUCACCCGUCCCGUGUUCUCGCAUGGCCAGCUUUACACAGCACUCUCGCGCAUCAGGCAUCGCUCCCAUGCUAGAGUCCGGCUACGACCAGGACACACAUAUACACAGAAUGUAACCUACCACGAACUUCUACCGUAA